CAGACAUCACUCGCAUCUCACUUUUCUCUGUUUCUCUCUCUCUCCCUCACUCCACACCCACACUCUCACACGGGGCAGUGAGAAAGGACUCAGCAAGCUAAAGUCAAGCUAGCAUUCCACUUAUUCACCUGCAAAGAUGAGUUACUCUGGCGACGUCUACUCAAGCAGUUCCUAUCGGAAGAUCUUCGGAGAUGCACCCCGAAACAUCGGCCGCAUGUCCGUGGGCACCAGCCCUUCUCGUCUUUCGAGUGGAUACCGAUCCAGCGCACACCGCAGUUAUGGCUCUCCAUCCAUGCUCACAUCUUCCAGCAUCCGCAAAGUGGGUGCCGGGCGCAUCUUCCAAUCCUCCAUGCCCGACUCCAUGGACCUUACCCAGUCCACGGCAGUCACCAACGAGAUGAAGAUAAUCCGUACCAACGAGAAGGAGCAACUCCAAGGCCUCAACGAUCGCUUCGUCUCCUUCAUUGAGAAGGUCCACAACCUGGAACAACAAAACAAGGUCCUGGAAGCAGAGGUGACCAUGUUGCGCCAGCGCCACACCGAGCCUUCUCGCCUUCAUGACCUAUACGAGCAGGAGAUCCGUGAGCUUAGGGCGCGCGUCGAGGAGCUUACGCACGAGAAAAGUCAGAUGCACCUGGAUUGUGUGCAGAUGAACGAGACGCUAGAACGCGUGAAGGAAAAGCUGGACGAGGAGACUAGGCUCCGUGAAGAAGCGGAGGGCACUUUGAAGAGUUAUCGCAAGGACGUGGAUGACGCCACGCUGUCCCGACUUGAGCUGGAGAAGAAAGUCGAGUCGCUCCUGGAUGAGAUCGCCUUCCUCAGGAAAGUCCACGAGGAAGAGUUGCAGGAGCUGCAGGCUUCCCUGCAAGCCACACAGGUGUCAGUAGAGAUGGACCUGAGGGACGGUAAGCCCGACCUGGCCGUGGCCCUGAAGGACAUCCGGGCCCAGUACGAAGUGCUUUCAGCCAAGAACCAGAACCAGGCCGAGGAGUGGUACCGCUCUAAGUUUGCCAGUGUGAACGAGGCGGCUGCCCGCACCCAGGAUCAAGUGAAGCAGAGCAGGGAAGAAAUGAAUGAGUACCGCAGGCAGGUGCAGGCCCGCACCCUGGAGAUAGAAGCCCUCAGGGGCCACAACGAGGCUCUGGAGAGGCAGAUGGCUGAGAUGGAAGACCGCCACAGCAAUGAGAUUGGAGAGAUGCAGGAGACCAUCCAACAGCUUGAGUCUGCCCUGCGCAGCACCAAAGGAGAGAUGUCCCGCCAUCUCCGUGAGUACCAGGACCUGCUGAAUGUAAAGAUGGCCCUGGACAUUGAAAUUGCAGCUUACAGGAAGCUCCUGGAAGGGGAAGAGUGCCGUCUGAGCACAGUUGGAGGAAAUAUCCUGCAGUCAGGCUACUCUGGCUACUCCUACUCGUCCGGCCGCUCCUAUGCCCUGGGCUCUUCUGCCCCCUACAGGAUGAGGGUUGCCAAGCCUGAGGAGCCAGAGGCCGAAGAGGAAGAGGAGGAGAAGGAGGAGGAAGAAGAGGAAAAUGAGGAGGAGGGAGAGGAUGGAGAGGAGAAUGGGGAUGAGAAUGCAGAGGAAGAAGAUGGAGAUGAGGAGGAAGAGGAGGAUGAAGACCAGAAGACGAAAGAUGAGAAGAAUGGCAAGGAUGAAAAGGAUGAAAAGGAAGAGAAGAAGGAAGAGAAGAAGGAAGAGAAGGGAAGUGCUGCCAGCAAGACCACUAAGAGUUAAACAGCUUGUGUCAUCCAUCAUCAAUGCCUUUCACACUGAAUACAAUCCACUCAUUCACUCAAACAGAUUCCCCAUCACCUUAUCUCUGUUUCACAAAGGCACUCACACACACCUCACAUGCACGCACCUUCCACUCAGUUUCUCUGGGUAUCGACAAGUAGCUAUGGGAUGGAAAACAGAAAGACAUAGCUACACGGAGAGGGACAAGCUACUGGUGUGUUACCCUGACGGAAAGAAUCAAUUUUGCAAAAUGUCCCUGAAUCGGGGGCUCAGGAUCCUCUGUCAUGGUUUCACACCAGCACAGUGUGUGUGUGUUGUGAGCUGAUGGCUGUCCUAAUAUCAAAUCGCUACCCAACAGUACACGAUACCACAGAGAACAGAGAGGAGGUGCUCAACAUUACAGCAGUAAGCCACUCAGUCAGUAAGAGAAUGCCUUAAAGCAUGCAUGAUGUCAGACUAAGAGGUCAGGGAUGAUGUGGCCCAGCAAAGUCCGGUCUUUAUGUGCCAUUAAUGAUAUGAAACUCAUUGAAGAAUGACUGUAAUCUUGAAAGUAAUAAUAGAAUCCUGGUAGUAGCACACAAACUAUAUGCACAGUUGUCUGGAGAAUACAACUUUACCAACUUUUACCAGUCCAACUUUUAAGGUGCUAUUUGAUUUUUACCAAAAAAAAGUUGGAAAGGUCUAAAGAAUUUCUUUUGAGAAAGUUCUCUGUAAAUGUUUUCAUGAAUGUUAGCAUGUACUAUUGGGAAGACAGAAAUACAGAUCAUAGCCUUGGGUGCAAUAAUGUAUUUUGAGCUGCAUAUACAAACUGACUCAUUGAAUGCUCCUCACUCUCUCUUUCAUUCACAGGAGAAAGAUAAAGAAUGUUCUGUUCAUUGAUUUCUUUUCCAACACUUUUCAUCACCAGAAAAUCAUUUUCCCAUUAGCCACCCCCCGUCUUUGUCAAUGUGAUUGUUAUAGCACGGCAAAUUAGCAACGUGGAGUCUAGAUAGAAGCAUAUAAAAUCCUAUUUAUUUGGGAGGGUACGAUUUCAAAGGUAGUUGAUAAUUGCAUUGUGCACCAACUUUUCUGUGUUCAGAAAGAUACCUUCUCGGAAUGGAAAUCUUUAAAAUGCUGCUUAUUUAACCCAUUAUACACAUUAUAUAUUUGAUGUAAAAAGCCCCCCUCUUGAUUGAUUCAUUUUUCAGUUAAUGGACAUCCCCUGCCUUGCCCUUCCUGUCAACAGCCUGCUAACUCACUCCAAACCAGGGGAAUUGAAUUCCUGGUCCCCUCCUUUUCCGCAGAGCGUUCCAGGCCCUGUUUGUGUUCCUCAGCGGUGUUGUAGUGGUCUGUAUCCAUUCACCCUGAGGCCGGUGCUCCUUCAUGCAUAGUGCGCUACACAGGGCGUUGGUGCACUAUAAAAGGAAUAGGGCGCCAUUUGACAAGCAGCCUGUCAGUCCUGCUGGCAGUACGCUUCGUUCCAGACAGUUAAAGGUGCCUGUUGCUGCUCUACUCGGGCAGCCAGGGACGGCAGCAGAGUGAUGGACGGCCAUCCUCUCUGACUACAGGACCACGUGGCAGCUGGUGCAGAUGCCACUGAGGUCAUGCUUGGUCACAAGUUGCAUUAACACCAGUAAGGGCUAACAUCGCGAUAUACACACCCAUGGUGUUACAGGAAGUGUUUUUAGGGAAAUAGAUCAUGCGUGGAAAAUGAGCAGAGAGUACAGGACAUUUUUCCCUGAGCAUUUGGCCAAUGUUCUCUAGGGUCAGUAGUAAAAUGACCUGUCCUCCUGUGGGCAUUUGUAUAGUUUGACAGAAUAUGUAAUGUUCAUUUUUGAGACUGGCAUGCACUAUGGAAGGCCUAACACUUUUUCACUCCUGUUUCCUUUUCAUGAGAAAUGAAUCAAUCAACUUACAUUGACUGCAUGGCCUGAUUAUUGGAGCUUGAAAACAGGGAAUGGGAUAGAUUUAGCUUGUUGAGUGUAAAAAAUGCCUUAACCAUGAUCCAAACAAUAAAUAAAGUUUUCACUUGCAUUUCCCACGUUUCCAAGGUGGUUCAGGAGCGAUGACACUUUACAGACUGUAUGUUCUGCUACUCUACUGUGACUGUACGUGCUGCUGCCUCAUGCAGUCAUAUUCCUCCCCAAGCAAAAUAAAGCCAUUUAUUAACCAAC
Molecule: messenger RNA, 3882 nt
Organism: Esox lucius (northern pike)
Lineage: Eukaryota; Metazoa; Chordata; Actinopteri; Esociformes; Esocidae
Gene: neff1
Product: Filament_head and Filament domain-containing protein
Exons: 4
Coding region: 137-1729 (530 amino acids)
Cellular component (GO): intermediate filament
Source: RefSeq, a predicted model, not a curated record